AUGCGCGAGUGGACACACCGGUGGGUGAGCCAUGGGAUCAGGGAUGAUUGUGGGGGAUACAGUUGUCCUCUGUUCUCUGCCACGUAUCUCCCACACCCCUCUCCCGCACCCCUCUCCCCCACCCCUCUCCCCCACCCCUCUCCCCCACCCCUCUCCCACACCCCUCUCCCGCACCCCUCUCCCACACCCCUCUCCCCCACCCCUCUCCCACACCCCUCUCCCACACCCCUCUCCCACACCCCUCUCCCACACCCCUCUCCCACACCCCUCUCCCACACCCCUCUCCCCCACCCCUCUCCCCCACCCCUCUCCCACACCCCUCUCCCGCACCCCUCUCCCACACCCCUCUCCCACACCCCUCUCCCACACCCCUCUCCCACACCCCUAUCCCACACCCCUCUCCCACACCCCUCUCCCACACCCCUCUCCCACACCCCUCUCCCACACCCCUCUCCCACACCCCUCUCCCACACCCCUCUCCCACACCCCUCUCCCACACCCCUCUCCCACACCCCUCUCCCCCACCCCUCUCCCACACCCCUCUCCCCACCCCUCUCCCACACCCCUCUCCCACACCCCUCUCCCGCACCCCUCUCCUGCACCCCUCUCCCGCACCCCUCUCCCCCACCCCUCUCCCCCACCCCUCUCCCCCACCCCUCUCCCGCACCCCUCUCCCACACCCCUCUCCCACACCCCUCUCCCCCGACCCUCUCUCCCGACCCUCUACCCUUGUUAGGAGGAGCCCCCGAGGAGGAGGCAAAAUUCGGUGGCCGGCACACAUCCCCUCUCCCCAACACCCCGCCUUUAAGCUUCUCUCCCAACCCUUCCCCCCCUCUUCACCCCCCGCCCCCUCUCUCGUCACUCACCUGCCUGUUAUUCCCUCCAAUCACUUCUUGGCUGCACCACACCACCUUCCCACAUACCCUCCUCCCUCCCCCCUUUCAUCCCCUCCAACUUUACGUCACCUCCCCUGUCCUCUCCUUCGACCUAUCCCUCUCACCCCCUCCCUCCCUCCCUCCCCCCAAUCCUCCCCACGCCGCCAGGGACUUGAGCUCCAACUACCUAACUGGCAAUGUGCCGCUGGCCGUAACAUAG
Closterium sp. NIES-65 is the source of this 1095-nucleotide messenger RNA. The record is from the annotation of a GenBank genome assembly. Lineage: Eukaryota; Viridiplantae; Streptophyta; Zygnematophyceae; Desmidiales; Closteriaceae.